Messenger RNA from Vigna unguiculata (cowpea), 624 nucleotides. Its product is annotated as metallothionein-like protein 2. Gene Ontology annotation, molecular function: metal ion binding. Lineage: Eukaryota; Viridiplantae; Streptophyta; Magnoliopsida; Fabales; Fabaceae. The record is from RefSeq and is a predicted model, not a curated record.
AUUGGGGUCAGGUUUCUUUGCCAAAAUAACUAGUUUCAAUCUGUGCUUGUAGUAAACAGUGUUAUUUUCUUGUUCUUUGUGCUUUAAUCUGAAAAUGUCUUGCUGCAGUGGUAAAUGUGGGUGCGGCAGUAGCUGCAGUUGUGGCAGCAACUGUGGAGGUUGCAAGAUGUACCCGGAUUUGAGCUAUGCAGAGAAAACAACCACAGAGACUCUUGUUUUGGGUGUUGCAGCUGUGAAGGCCCACAUCGAUGGUGCUGAAAUGGAUGUUGGAGCUGAGAACGGUGGUUGCAAGUGUGGAUCAAACUGCACCUGUGACCCUUGCAACUGUAAAUGAGGUGCAGAAGAAAUGAUGAAGCAGAGACAGUUCUUAUGAUCUAUUAGUUGCAGAAUAAUAGCUAUGUGUUUGUGUUUGUUGUGUUGUGUGGUGUUUAAUGUAACAUCCUCAGUGGUUUUCAUGGUCUUGGCUUGUCUCAAGCAAUUUCAUAUGUUAUGUGUAAUUUGUGGUGAAUGUCUCAGGCUAUGGUUGUUUUGUUGGUUUUGUGUAAAGAACAUUCAGUCUCUGCUUCACAAUAAAGUAAAAAUUAUAUUAUAAAAAAGAAAGUCCUCUCAGGUCAGACAUUUUUU